Molecule: messenger RNA, 1230 nt
Organism: Fonsecaea multimorphosa CBS 102226
Lineage: Eukaryota; Fungi; Ascomycota; Eurotiomycetes; Chaetothyriales; Herpotrichiellaceae
Exons: 2
Coding region: 1-1230 (409 amino acids)
Source: RefSeq, a predicted model, not a curated record
AUGCCUAUCCCUUUGCUGGCCGAGGGUUUCGGCAGAGGUCCUUCAAAUAUUCCUUAUAUCUGGACCGUCGCCAAAGCAGCAGCGGCAAUAGGUGUCAUUACGCUGUUGAAACUGUACUUUGGCGGAGCAAAAUGUCGGUCAGAACGACUGAUGCAUGGGAAAGUGAUAAUAGUUACGGGAGGAACGUCAGGCGUAGGCGCCGCCGUUGUGCAAGAACUGGCCACAAGAGGAGCCCAGAUUAUCCUUCUAACCCAUCAUGCUCCCUCAGACCCCUUCCUCGUCGACUAUAUUGAAGACGUGCGGACCAUGACGAACAAUGAAUUGAUCUAUGCCGAACAAGUCGACCUCUCUUCGUUACACUCCAUCCGACUCUUUGCCACGAAGUGGGUGGAUAACGCACCCCCUCGGAGAUUGGACAUGGUCAUUCUCUGUGCCAAUGUCAUGACUCCUUUCUUCGGUACACCUCAGAAGACAAUGGACGGGGUGGAAGCCGAGUGGAUGAUCAACUACCUCAGCACAUUCCAUCUACUAAGUAUCCUCUCUCCCGCCAUCCGCGCCCAACCUCCAGACCGAGACGUGAGAAUUCUGUUCAGCGCAUGCAGCAGCUACAUUGGCGCAAAGUUGGACUUUGAAACCACGGACAAAGCCUCCAAAGCCGGAAGUGCUUCGUACGGACGAAGCAAGUUAGCAGUCAUGACCUUUGCAUAUGCAUUCCAAAAACACCUCGACGCCUAUAAAAGACCAGACAAGGAACUCAACAAUGCUCGAGCGUUGAUAAUCGACCCAGGUUACUGCCGCACGCCGGGCACACGUCGUUGGCUGUCGGGUGGUCUAAUAUGGGGCCUAUUCCUUUACCUGAUCACCUGGCCAAUAUGGUGGCUCAUUCUCAAGUCCCCAAUACAGGGCGCCCAGAGUUACCUGCUAGCCGCCAUGGAUGCCGAAUAUGGUCGAGGCGCAGGCGGAAAGAUGAUCAAAGAGUGCAGGCAGUACGAGCCAUUGAGACCGGAAGUCAAAAACGAAGAAGUUGCAAAGAAGCUGUGGGAGUUCAGUGAAAAGCAGAUCGAGCACCUGGAAAAGAUAGGUGCUAAGAAGAGGGCUGCAGCAAAGAAGGAAACAGAACAAAACAAAAGCACCGAAAAAGUCGUUGAAGCAAAUGAUGUGUCCCCGUCUUCUGGUGGAAAGGCCGAGCCGGUACCGGGUUCCAGGAGGAGUCGAAAAGCAGCAAAAUGA